UGACAUCGAGUCGUAAUUAGUUGGUAAACUGGUCGGAUUCGCGCGCGAGUACAGUAGGAUUUACAGACGAGAUCAGCGACGAUCGGUGUGUGGUGUGUAGCCUAGCUAGCCGCGGCAGCGAAUUGAUCUCGACAGUGACCGUGAUACUACGUCGCAGUGGAACACAAUGUCCGUGAUUAUGGAUUGUUAUCGUCAAUAGCGGGCGCUACGCGUUGAAGUUCUCCCUAUCUUUCUGUGUCCGCGCGCGAGCACUUUUCUCCCACGAAGGAGAAAGAGUUGACGUCUGUACGAUCCUCGUCGAUCGGUGGAGUGUCGCGAGACCGUCGUGAUAUCAUUCUGACACGAAGCUCGCGUCUGUUUUCGUAUAACGCGCGCGGCUUUUGCCGAAGACAGUAGUAGGAAAAUCCGAGCAGACAAGCGAGCGCCCCGUUGUUUCUAUUCUUCUUGUUCGCGUUCUUUCUCUCUCUAUCUUUAUCUCUCUUUACCUCUUUGUCCAUUGUGUCUCUCUCUCUCUCUCUCUUUCUCUCUUUCUCUCUCCCUUGUCUGUCCCUCCCUGCCUCCCCACCACUUUGAGCGUACAGCCCGUUCGUCUCGCUCCAUCACGGUUGACUGUACGGCGACGAACUUGGUCACUUGCGUGUCCUCAUAGCAGAGAGUGCAAGCGUGAACGUCGUUUUCCAUCGCUUACUCGUUGACUGGACUCGCUCUCCCCCAAAUCCUUAACUAGCGAUCUGUGAUGUGCAAGCACAGCGACGCCGGGAAGACUACAACGUCGACGAUCAACCUCGUGCACUCGAAGAGGAAAGGAAUUUUCAUACGCAUAAAAGAGAUGCCCAACGACUUGAUAAGUCUUCGAAGUCGAAGAAGCUAUCUAACGUUUCGCUUCUACUGAACGAACUUGGCCGUGCGACUGAGAAACCAGGUCAAGAUUUGCCUUGAACGGCUCGAUUAAUAACCAGGCCCCGAGGCCGCUGAAAAUGCCAGCGUCGUCGACGUGAACGGCGGUCAAGACCGUCCAGGGGUUACGACAUCGACGAACGACCGUUGGCUGGUUCACAGAGCUGCUAUCAAGUUUUCCGUAAUCAGGACGAUCGGUGAAUCUUAUCGUCACGAUGAAACUGCUGGAGAGCACCCGUUUUGAAGCUAUCAACAGUGCUUUGUCCAUCAAGACCGGUGACAGCAAGAUAAUUGGGAGGAUUGAAAGUUAUUCUUGCAAGAUGGCAGGCAACGACAAACAGAUGUAUAAGCGAUUCAAUUCUGAGCAAGGAGUGACACCACAUGACUUGCAAGCUUUAUCACCACCACAGACGUCCUUAGGCACGUCUCCGGCUCAGGGAUACUUGAGUCGCAGCGUCUCUGGUGACGAAGAUGGUCCGUUGUGCGACACCAUUAGCAGGAAGACGUUAUUUUAUUUGAUUGCCACAUUAAAUUCGGCCUUCCACCCGGAUUACGACUUCUCAGAUGCCAAAAGCCACGAGUUCAGUAAGGAGCCGAGCCUGCAGUGGGUGACCAACGCGGUCGAUGGCAAUCUCAGCGCCACCGCGGGCGAUCACUAUCGCACGCUUCGUUCCGCCUUAUGGGCGGCUGUGGACGACGAGAUAUCGUUGCACGAGUGUGAUAUUUACAGUUACAAUCCGGAUUUCGCAUCAGAUCCAUUCGGAGAGGAUGGCUGUCUGUGGUCCUUCAAUUACUUCUUCUACAACAAAAAGCUGAAGCGUAUCGUUUUUUUCACAUGCAGGGCGAUAAACCCUCUCUAUGUACUGGAUUCCGGCGUUGGUAGUGAUUUCGCCAUGGACGAAGAUGAUGAGGAUCGAUACUAAGCUAUACAUAUACACAUAACACACGCAAGCACGCACAUUGCAAUACUUGCAAAUUUAUGUCCCAAUUUCCUCUACUCCUGCGAUCGCAAUUAAAUAUCUGUUUAUUCUUGGCUGUUAUGUAACUUUGAAUCUUGGUACAUGACCUUGUUAUUUCUCAUCUAAUAUACAUAUAGUCAAAUUGGUCUGAUAUUACUUUAGAAUUUGUUUUGUGUCAAAUUACUAAUAGUCACUUACUGUGAGAGUUUUUUGAGAGGAUACAAAUCUGUAGAUACUUAAGCGCUGUCGAAUCUUCAAUAUCUGUAACAAGAUGUAACAAAAUAUCGUAUAAGAUAAACAUUCAUUUGUGUUAAAAGAAUUUUUGUAUAUAUGCAGUUACAAUUGCAUAUGUACACAUACAUAUAUACAAGUACAUUGUAUACCACAUUUACGAGAAUCUUAUAAAUUACUUAGAAUAAACCAUAAAGAUUUUUCUGUCCUUUUGUGAAGUAAUUGAUUAUGUUAUCAUAACCUAAUGUUUAAGAAUGUAUUUUGAAGGCGAAUUGUACGUAAUAAAAUUCAAUGCUACUAAA
This is a messenger RNA of Odontomachus brunneus, 2389 nucleotides long. It is a transcript of the gene Maf1, whose product is annotated as repressor of RNA polymerase III transcription MAF1 homolog. Gene Ontology annotation, cellular component: nucleus. NCBI's taxonomy places the organism in Eukaryota, Metazoa, Arthropoda, Insecta, Hymenoptera, Formicidae. Gene Ontology annotation, biological process: negative regulation of transcription by RNA polymerase III. The transcript has 5 exons. Gene Ontology annotation, molecular function: RNA polymerase III core binding. The coding region runs from base 1113 to 1820 and encodes 235 amino acids. The record is from RefSeq and is a predicted model, not a curated record.